Molecule: messenger RNA, 10725 nt
Organism: Phycodurus eques (leafy seadragon)
Lineage: Eukaryota; Metazoa; Chordata; Actinopteri; Syngnathiformes; Syngnathidae
Product: receptor tyrosine-protein kinase erbB-4-like
Exons: 28
Coding region: 285-4460 (1391 amino acids)
Biological process (GO): positive regulation of kinase activity; positive regulation of cell population proliferation; cell surface receptor protein tyrosine kinase signaling pathway
Cellular component (GO): signaling receptor complex; basal plasma membrane
Molecular function (GO): transmembrane receptor protein tyrosine kinase activity; epidermal growth factor receptor binding; ATP binding
Source: RefSeq, a predicted model, not a curated record
GAGAAAUGGAAUGAAUACAGCCUUAUACUGUUAAGACAAGCUUUACUGUGCGCGCGUUGGAAACUUGUUUAGCCAGCCAGUCUCAAUUUUAGCUUGUGGAGAUUGAGAGGGUUACCCGGAGCACAGUCGGCGAAACUUAGUAAAAAGGAGAGAAAUUCUCCCCCCAAGUCCCUAAAGUGACGCUGAUUUGGCUCCAAAACGAGCCGGACUGUCGUGUGUUUGCUUCAAACAAGGAUACGCUGUUGGACAUGUGAAUUUAAAGGAAAUAACUGGCAAGCGCAACAAUGAAACAAGCGACUGUCCUGUAUUGCCUCGACUUUUUCCUGACGUGCCUCUUGUUUGGGUCGAGCUCUUCACAAUCAGUAUGCGCUGGCACAGAGAACAAGCUGAGUACGCUGUCAGACCUGGAGCAGCAGUAUCGCACCCUGCGGAAGUACUACGAGAGUUGUGAAGUCGUAAUGGGCAACCUCGAAAUCACAAGCAUUGACCGCAGUCGAGACCUCUCUUUCCUCAGAUCGAUCCGGGAAGUGACAGGCUAUGUGCUGGUGGCUCUCAACCAGUUUGACUACUUACCACUGGAGAACUUGCGAAUCAUCCGAGGGACUAAGUUGUACGACAACCACUACUCACUUGCAAUCUUCCUCAACUACAGACAUGAUGGAAACUUUGGCCUGCGUCAGUUGGGUCUGAAGAACCUCACGGAGCUCCUGAGUGGAGGAGUCUAUGUCGACCAAAACAAGUUCUUGUGUCACGCGGACACCAUUCAUUGGCAGGACAUUGUCAAGAACUCCGGCGUCUAUCCUGUGGUGGUGCCCACCAACAGCAGUGUCACAUGUCAGAAGUGCCAUCGCUCCUGUAAUGGUCGUUGCUGGGGGCCCAAAGAGGAUCAGUGUCAAAGCUUAACUAAGACGGUGUGUGCUGAGCAGUGUGAUGGCCGCUGUUUUGGUCCCUAUGUGAGUGACUGCUGCCACCGUGAGUGUGCAGGUGGCUGCUUUGGUCCAAAGGACACUGACUGCUUUGCAUGUACAAACUUCAACGACAGUGGCGCGUGUGUGACGCAGUGUCCCCAGCCUUUUGCGUACAACCCCACCACAUUCCAGGUGCAACACAACCCUAGGGCAAAAUACACUUACGGAGCCUUCUGUGUAAAGAAGUGUCCACAUAACUUUGUGGUGGACCAGAGCUCCUGUGUGAGAGCGUGUCCUAGUAACAAGAUGGAGGUGGAGGAGAACCGCAUCAAGAUGUGCAUUCCUUGUACUGACAUCUGCCCAAAAGCAUGUGAUGGCAUUGGAACUGCCAGUCUACAAACUGCUCAAACAGUAGACUCCAGCAACAUCGACAAGUUUGUAAAUUGCACCAAAAUAAAUGGCAAUUUGGUUUUUCUCAUCACUGGAAUUAAAGGGGAUGUCUAUCAUAACAUUGAAGGUUUGGAUCCAGAAAAACUUCAUGUGUUCCGUACUGUUAGGGAAAUUACAGGCUUUCUGAACAUCCAGUCUUGGCCUGACAACAUAACAGACUUGAGUGUUUUCAGCAACUUGGUAACAAUCGGGGGAAGAUCUCUAUACAGUGGAAUCUCCCUGCUGGUGUUAAAGCAGCAUGGCAUUUUAUCACUUCAACUUCAAUCACUCCGCGAGAUCAGUGCGGGGAAUGUGCACAUUGCAGAGAACAGCCAGCUAUGUUACUACAACACAGUCAACUGGACCCGACUGUUCCGUGCUGCCAACCAGAAAGUUUUGACCCGCAACAACAGAAACCCACAGGCGUGCUCCAAGGAGCAUAUGGUCUGUGACCCGUUAUGUUCUGAUUCUGGAUGUUGGGGACCUGGCCCAGACCAAUGUCUCUCCUGCAGGGACUACAGUAGGGGACAAAUUUGUGUGGAAAACUGCAACCUGUAUGAAGGGGAGAUUCGAGAGUUCGCCAACGGUUCUGUGUGUGUUGAGUGCGAUUCCCAAUGUGAACGAGCUGACGGCAACUCUUUGACCUGUCACGGCCCGGGCCGAGAGCAUUGUGUGAAAUGCAUCCAUUUUAAGGAUGGUCCUAACUGCGUGGAAAAGUGCCCGGACGGGCUGCAAGGUGCAAACAGUUUUAUCUUUAAGUAUGCCGAAAGCAACAAUGAGUGUCAUCCUUGCCAUGCCAACUGCACACAAGGGUGCACUGGACCAAGACUUCAAGACUGUAUUGGGUGGAUGGACAGAACCCCUUUGAUUGCAGCAGGGGUGAUCGGCAGCCUCUUCAUGGUGGUUAUCAUUGUGCUUAGUGUGGCCGUGUCUGUGCGCCGGAACAACAUCAAGAAGAAGAGGGCCCUCCGUCGCUUCCUGGAGACAGAGCUGGUCGAACCCUUGACACCCAGUGGGACAGCACCCAACCAAGCUCAGCUUCGGAUCUUGAAAGAGACAGAACUCAAAAGAGUCAAGAUCCUCGGUUCUGGGGCCUUUGGGACUGUGUACAAGGGGAUUUGGAUUCCAGAGGGUGAAACAGUUAAGAUACCUGUAGCCAUCAAAAUCUUAAAUGAAGCCACAGGGCCCAAGGCAAACGUGGAGUUCAUGGACAGGAUACGAAUUUGUGUCUUUCAGGAGGCACUGAUCAUGGCCAGCAUGGAGCACCCUCACCUGGUGCGUCUGCUGGGUGUCUGCCUGAGUCCUACCAUCCAGCUGGUUACGCAACUGAUGCCUCAUGGGUGCCUUCUCGACUACGUCUACGAGCAUAAGGACAACAUCGGAUCCCAGCUGUUGCUCAACUGGUGUGUCCAGAUUGCUAAGGGGAUGAUGUAUCUGGAGGAGCGUAGGCUGGUCCACAGGGAUCUGGCAGCCCGAAACGUCCUGGUGAAAUCUCCCAACCAUAUCAAGAUCACAGACUUUGGCUUAGCUCGCUUACUGGACGUUAAUGAGAAGGAAUAUAACGCGGAUGGAGGAAAGAUGCCCAUUAAAUGGAUGGCCCUGGAGUGUAUUCAUUACAGGAAGUUUACUCAUCAGAGUGAUGUUUGGAGUUACGGGGUAACAAUUUGGGAGCUAAUGACCUUUGGAGGGAAACCGUAUGAUGGAAUUUCAACCAGAGACAUUCCAGACCUACUGGAGAAAGGGGAGCGUCUCCCACAGCCCCCCAUCUGCACCAUUGAUGUCUACAUGGUUUUAGUCAAAUGCUGGAUGAUCGACGCAGACAGCAGACCCAAGUUCAGAGAGCUGGCAGCAGAGUUCACCAGGAUGGCCCGUGAUCCGCAGAGAUACCUCGUUAUUCAAGGGGAUGACUGCAUGAAACUGCCUAGUCCAAACGAUAGCAAGUUCUUCCAUAGUCUCCUGGAUGAAGAGGAGCUGGAAGACCUGAUGGAUGCUGAGGAAUAUGUUGUGCCCCAUUCCCUCAGUAUCCCACCUCUGACGUACACUUCACAAACACACACGGACCCCAGCAAGUUUUGCUACCAGGAUCCUAAUUUUAGCAGGCAAGACACGAUGGCCACCCUCCCGAGAGUAGUCUCUCUUCCCCCUGUGAGUGGCGCCUGUCUGGUUUCCCAGGACCUGGCCCCCGGGGGGCAGGCUGGUGGUGGAUUUGUCCGUGCCAAACAGGAAGAUCCACGAUGUAAUGGUACUCUAAGGAAGCAGGCCUCCCCGAGAUCAAGCGUCCUUGUGGCUGGCACAGUACAUUCUACAGGACAAGGUGGGCGGGAGGACUGCAGUGGACAACGUUACAGCGCAGACCCAACUGGUCUCCUUGCUGAACGAGGAGCCAAGGGAGAGAAGGGACAGGAUCCAUACACGACUACCAAGAGAGAGAAGAAGAGUUCAGAAUACAUCAACCCUGUUGAGGAAAACCCUUUCAUUACACGUCGCAGAAAUGGAGAAGCCCAUGCAGUGGUUGACGGAGCAGGCUGCCACACUUUGCAAAUGGCCGGAGCUGAUGCCGCAGCCGGCACCUCCGGCGGCCACUCCACCCGCAGGAACGAUGAGUAUGUCAACGAGCCGCUUUACCUGAAUACCUUUCUUAACCCCGGCGACAAGAACGGAUUAGCCUCUGCAGUCUCCUUCUCUGUCCCGGGGACUUCUGCUGCCCAAACGGUAUCACAGACAGUCAACAAAUCGACGUCAAGCUACGCAGUCCCUUCCUCGGGAUACGUGCUAGCCCCUGGUCACCUCCCUCACCCAGCGUAUCUUUCACACACCCUGCAUCCGGGGCAUUCGGGACAUGCUCCGCACUCAGGCAUUACGGGAGGCACCAUCAUGUUCGAUAAGAAAGGCAAGAAGGCUACUUUUGACAAUCCUGAAUACUGGCAACACAGCCUCCCUCCGAAAACAUCUCUGCACAACCCGGAGUACCUGCAGGACUGCAGCACACGCUUUUUCUACAGGCAGAAUGGACGUAUCCGCCCUGCUGUUGCUGAAAACCAGGAAUACUUGUCUGAGGCUGCUAUGAAAGCUGGCAAUGUGUUACCACCCCCUCCCUACAGACAGAGGAACACUGUGGUGUAGUCGCCCACCUGUAGCACGCAAAAAAAGAGGGGGUAAGUCAUGGCGAAGAAUGAACCUUGAGCAAAUCCUCACAUUACCAAACAGUGUUUCUCGAACUGAGUUCUUCUUGUACCUGGUGUGGAAGCCUCUGUGAUUUCAUUCUGGCUCAAAGACUCAGCAUGUACCGACAGUGUUCUAGAGCUUUUCUUACCCACUAUAUUUUGUUUUCUUUUUUCAAAAGCAACUUUUCCAUCCCUUACUGUAGUACUCCCUGAGACACAAAAGCAAUCAGUAAUUACGAAUGUAGAUUUAUGAUGAUAGGGGGGAAAGGGCCCAAAAAUAGUGGGUAGCCAAAAGAGAGGAUUAUUAUUUUACUUCUACAUAGCCAUAAACUACCAAUCCCAGUCACCGUUUUUUAAUACUUCCCACAUAGUUGAACUUGCUCAUGACAGCAAUCACACAUUGGCAUUGCUUGUGUGUAGCCUGUGAAAGUGAUGCAAGCCCGCAGAGUUGUCGUGACUUGCCAGCAAAAAGCUGCGGUCAUGCUAAACAGCCCAGAUGUUGCAAACCCACACACUUCUUUGCCAUGUUGUUGCAACAGUACUGGAAAUCAAAUAUUUAUCACAUGCAGUAUUGUUCUUUACACAUGCCGCCAGCCUUGACACGCCAAUAUAAUCUUCAAACAUGAAUUCAUAACCAAAUGCAUUCACGUGUCAAAUAAACCCUCUGCCACUUGAAAUGUAUUCUGCAAGAAAAGCGCCAUUAACCUUCAGAUGGAAUACACUGUGUUCUUAUAUAAUGACGCAGGAGCUGUGCACAGAAAGGGUCGAUGUUAAAUAAAUAUCAGUGCAAUUUUGUGGAAAGUUAGCUUAACGUCUGGUGGAAAGCAUUUUACGGAUUACUGGCAUGACUUUAAAUGUAAAUGCUUUAAAGUUAACCUUAUCUAAGGUAUUGUUACCUUUCUUCUUCUCAUGCCAUUCAGAUCAAUCCCGCCUGAGCAACCAAUAUUUCAGCAUAGUUAACACAUUUAACAGAUGCUUUCUUUGGCUACAAUAGAAACUUUCUUAAUGAUUUACUGUAAAUCCUUCAAGUGAUCCAAUUUUGUUCUUCUUCAGAUAUGCCACAAUAUCCUCAAAUCCAAAUCAGGCCUUAAUCAUACUUGGAUAAAAAGUAGAUACGAAUGAGAUACAGUAGCUGGACAUCAUCAAAACAAUAGGGUGAGUUUCGGAAAGUGGUAUCUGGGAAUGGACUCCUGUAUAUGCAUCCUCUGGCAGAUGCAAAACAUGAGUACAGGUUUUGUAGUCUGAAUACCAAAUAGCACCACUUUUCCAUUUGUUUGUUCUUUUAGGCUUCACUAUUUACCGUUCUUUAACCAUAGAAAAACACAAAUGAUGUACAGUAUUGCACUGAACUUGUCCUACACUUAACAAGGGGCAAAGUAUGCAUCAGCUCUGAAGAUAGAAAAGAAGAAUCUGUAAAUUAAGUCAAAUAUGUCUUUAUGUGAAAAUAUUUUUAUUCAGUGAAUUACUGAACCUAAAAACUGACCAUUUGCUUAUGACUUAACUGCAAUUUAUUCUGCGGCAGUUAGUGUUACUCCAUCAAGAGAUGGCAUUGAAAGUGAAGGGAUAAUUUGAUAUUACCAUAUUAGGAUGCUUAUAACAUUUGUAGGGAGGGAUGUUGCUGUGUUCACUUACACAUUUAUCUUUCCGGAUUUUAACCUUGAUUGCUUGUUAUAUCCUUUAUUCCACUGCUUGGUUGAUGUAUUGAAUAUUGAGGAAAAAUAUUAACUCAAAUCGGUUUAAGUUCUUACACUCAAUGGAGAAAGGUCUUGAAUGCAACUUUUAAGUAUUUGCUCAAUCACUGUCUGAGUUCGAUCCUGUAGUUCCACAUUCAAUUAACAAAUCGUGUGCUUUGCUUUAGGAAAGACCCUUUUCGUACCCAGUAUGACUGCGUCCCAUUGUAGACAGAUCAAGAUCUAUAAAGGCACGCCGUGAUUUGUUUGGUGUGAGAGUCAGUCCCUUUCUCAGGUCUAAUCAGUCAACUCUGACCUGGAAAAGAUCCUUCUGGAUGAACACGAAUUCCCACAGACACACUUCAAAAAGUUCUGUUCUCUCUCUUUUUUUUUUCUCCUCCUCUCCCCAGAAGCUGUUCUAGCUCCAAAGAGACUAAGUCCAUAUGUGAGGUGUCCCAAUUAUUGUGUUCAUAUAGUGUACUUAUGUUAAUCAUGUAAUGUGCGAAAUGUAAUGUGCUUUGUCAAAAAUCAGUUAUAUAAGUCACUUUUUGCCACCAGCCAAAUAGGGUUAUUGGCACUCGUGUGCGUAUAAGUGCAUAAGUGACAGUACUUGAGAGUCAGCAUAAGGCUUCAUAAUGGAUGUCAAUGGAAAGAAAAGCCAAUCCUAUGGAAGAGAAAACCAGUGGGGGCUCUCUUGCAGGAAAGGGGCUUUUAGCUUUUUGAAUGUUACAAGGGAAAGUGGUCCCUUGUUGUUCUGAGGGGGAAAUUGUAUUCCCCAACAUCUCUCCCAUUGCACCCACUCAGAAUCCUUAGAUGACAGGCAAAUAGGUUGUAAUCUCACAGCCAGUAUGAGACUAACAUAUGAGCAUUCUAGAAACGUUACCUCACCAAUCGUCAAUGUCAAUGUUUUGUGAAAUCUAGGCAGUAAGAUGGUGCAACAACUGCGAAUGUUGACCACAAGUGUCAUUCUUCUUCUCCUGUCUUUACCUUUCAGGUGAAGAAAUCCAUGUAGCAACUACUGCAGCUGGUGAAGUAAAAACAGAGACAAUAUUGAAUAGAAAAAAGAAAAAAACAUUUGAAUGCCACAGAAGUCGUACAAUUCGGGAAGCCUACCUAAAUUUUGGAGCAGGGAAUAUGCGUUAGAAAGCCACACCAAAAAGGUUGAACCGUCGCAACAGGAAAGGCUUCUGCUAGCAAGAGCUCAUUACAUUUUUUUCUUGAAACAUGCAUGCACAUUAAAUAAAAGUUUUGUAAUGGAGACAGUUUGACACUGAAACAAGCUGAUUCAAAUUCCAGCAUUAUUUUCUCUGGGGGCGGCACGGUGGCCGACUGGUUAGAGCAUCAGCCUCACAGUUCUGAGGACCCGGGUUCAAUCCCCGGCCCCGCCUGUGUGGAGUUUGCAUGUUCUCCCCGUGCCUGCGUGGGUUUUCUCCGGGCACUCGGGUUUCCUCCCACAUCCCAAAAAAACAUGCAUUAAUUGGAGACUCUAAAUUGCCCGUAGGCAUGACUGUGAGUGCGAAUGGUUGUUUAUUUCUAUGUGCCCUGCGAUUGGCUGGCAACCAGUUCAUGGUGUACCCCGUCUCCUGCCCGAUGACAGCUGGGAUAGGCUCCAGCACGCCCGCGACCCUAGUGAGGAGAAGUGGCUCAGAAAAUGGAUGGAUGGAUGGAUUUUCUCUGGGAUCAGCACCCCAAAAUGGAUUGUGUUCCCCUUAAAAGGUUCCACUGUAGUCCAGAAGAGGCGUUUUAUUAAGAAUACUGGUGUUUAAUGUGAAGGUUGGUUUACUCACAUCAGUAUUUUACAGCAGAAGACCGCCCUUUUAGCUCUGCUUCCGCUUUAUGGUCAUUUUUAUUGUAUGCACCUACGCUGUACUUUCAUUGUGAGGAAGUAUAAUAUGUAUGGAUGCCCAGAGGGGAGUGAAAUGUUUGUUAGCAUGCAAUGAAAAUGAUCAUCGUAAUAGUUACAUUUUAUAUUUGUAUUAAACUAGUAAACUGGUGAAGAAACAUUUUUUCCCAUAAAUUCAUAUUUAACUAGUUUUCAGACGUGUCAAGGCUUGAGGCCUCCAUACCCGUAAGCAUUAUAAAUGAUACUGUAUGUCUUCACGAAGACAAUGUGCAAACACUAUUUUUUUAAUUAUUAUCUUCUACAAGUUUCUCUAAUGACUUAUUGCUCCUGGGUCCCGAUACAGCGUCUUGGUCAUUUGAAGGUUUUUAGCCUGAUAAAAUGUAGAGAUCAGAGAAGGUGAUUUUGCAGUGACCACAUUAUAUUGGUUUUGGACUGACUGGUAAAACCUAACCUGAAAAAAAAAAAACAUAACCUCAUCUCUUUGUAACUCCUGACUGACAUGAUGGAUUCUUUUUUAUUAUUAUUAUGUUCUGGAAAGGGUGUGAUUGUCAUUUAAAGACUAAAUAGACGAGUUGAUUAUACAGCAUGUUAGUCAUGUCUGUAUGCUUUCUCUCUAAGAAAGGUACAAUUAACCACUCAUGGAUAUAUAUGGGGGACCCUUGAAAUGGAAUAAUUAUUUCGGUCGUUCUAACUCAUCCUACCAAUGGAUGAGGACUUUGGAUGGUUUAUCUCCUUGAAGUGGGACUUUGUCUAUUUCUAAUUUCUAUGGUUUGGUUUUUCGUAUCACAAGGACAGUCAUUUCUUUCCACACAAAGACAUGUAUAUGGUCUAAAUGGAAGAACUGGAAAAGCAAAUACUGCUUCUGUGGGAACGUCACUCGAAAUCACUCAUCUAGGAAUUGUUGUCAGUGCACCAUGAGACUUUUAAAAAAAUAAUAAUAAUAAUAACUUUGUUUUUCUUUUUUUUUUGAACCAGAACACGCUGUGUGUAUGUAAGAUAAUGUAUCCAAAGUGUGUGCCUGCCACACAUGAUUUAUAAAGUGUGCAUUGAUACAAUGCCAUCGCAAAAGGGACAUUUGACCAAGGACAGUUUUACAAUGUAAUUAUUGUGCUAUUGAAAAAUUCAUCAAUAUUUUUGUUAUAACCUAAUCACAAAUGUGUCGAUCGGCAUUUUAAUGGUUAAAUUAAAAAUACAGUAGUAGUAUUUUUCAUAGGUGGCAGCUGUAAAUAUGGCAACAAUGUUCCUUUUUGAAGUUGAAGAGUGUCUUUAUUCCUCUUCGCAUUGCAUUUGAGUGACUAUCUGUAUUCUUUGCAGGGCCUCAUUUUUGUAAAUAGCUAUACAGUAUACAUGCAUAUACAGUAUAUAUAUUACGUAAGUGUAAUUUGACAACUUUUGAAAAUGCUUGCAGGGUCUGUUGUUAGCCCAUCAUCCCCCUGUGAUUGUGGGAUUGUACUUUCAGCACAACUUGGUGAACUGUGACCUCUGCUCUUGCUCACGUUGUUGCAGUUUUUAUAUGAUUAUUGUGUGUAUGGUAUACUCACAUAUACUCCAUAUUUCACUCAAUGGUAUUCAUCUCUCAGAUAUUUUGUACUCUUUUAAGAUGCCCUUGCAAUAUUAACAGAUAUUCAAUAUUCAGUAUGACUAUUUUUCUCAACAAUGUCUCUCUAUGCUCUGAUAUUUAAGGUUUGAUUUCCUUGGGUAGUUUAAUUUCGAUUUGCACUGAGUUGAGUCAUUGUUUACUUUCAGAGGUGAAUACAUGGGGUUGCAAUGCGGAUUUCUGUAGCAAUAUAAUGUCACAAACCAAGAAGGGAAUUUAACGAUAUCCUCAAAAAGGGAAAUAUGUCACAUUGACAAAAUUGGUCUUUCAAAUAAUCAGCUACUGUUUUGGCUUCAUCAACAAUUGCAGUAAUAUACUGUGUUCACUUCUCAGUAUGUCUCUAUUCAUUUACAUAAGGUUUUUUGGUCAUAUCUUUAUCUGACCUUGCUUGGUAUUUUGUACUGUACAUUAGUCACAACAGAGAAGAAGCAAAUUCAAUGGUGUGUUACAAAUUGGGGCACCAAGGUUUACUGAGCUCAUCAUUAAUUUGAGAGUCACACAAUUUGUUAAAUUUACACUCUCAACUGUCAGGAGGGUUAUAAUUUUCAGACCAUUUCAUGGAUGCACAAUUUUCCUAUCAGAAUGAAGCACAACUUGUGUUGUAAAUAGAGGAGGCUGUGUGUGAGGGAACAAAAGCGUAGUGCUUUUACAAUACACUAUAAGAUAACUACUGAGAUUAUGUUUAAAUGUUACAGUCUGUAGAAAAAAAGUGAUCGAUUUUGGUUCAAUUAUAUGUUUGUAUAUGCCUGAUAUGGCAGGCUUUUAUUUGAAAAUGUAUGAAUAUUUGCACAAGUUAUCUUGGCAGCAAACCCAGCCUAAUAUAAGAUAUCAAACAUGUCCAUUUACAGCUCAUCAAAGUUCAACAUCACUUCCGAAUACACUAUUUGCAAAGAACUCUUUCACGAAAGCUACCAUUCAUUGUUUUUCAUAUUAUUAAAAAAAAAAAAAAAAAAAAACAAUUACAAUGACUGGGUACUACUUUUUAUUGGGCAGAAACUUUCUUUUCACUGGUUUCAUUGGUAAAGUUCCCCCAAAAAAUGGCAUUUAAAGAUGUAUCCCCCUGUUUUGUUACAUGAAUCUGUCAAAACUAUAUUUUUAAUUCAAUAUAAAUAAA